AGAGUACUAGGCUAAACCUCUUGGAAGAGGAGAGAGAGAGAGAGUUGGAGGAGGGGGCUGCGCCUCUUGGCAUCUCCCCCACCCCUAUCUCUUUACACGACUACCGAGUGCCAACCCGUCUAGUUAUUCCAGGAAUGUGUUGAACAUGGCUGCCACGAUGAAGGCACAGAAAACGGGACUGUUAGAACUUCGAGUUACCGUGGACCGUUGGAUCCGUGUAUUAGCCACACUUACGGAGGAGACUUUAACCGUGAGCCCCGGAGAGGUCGCCGAAGACAUAGUUAAACCCAACCCAACUCCUGCCGGUGCCAUUAACGGAGACCCAGCCAACCUCAGCUCCUCUCCGGUCCCAGAAACAAUCACCAACGUUAAGCGCACGGUGCGAGUUACCAAGCAAGAUGUGGGAGGACUUGGAAUUAGUAUUAAAGGUGGAAAAGAGAACAAAAUGCCCAUUCUCAUCUCGAAGAUCUUCAAGGGGUUGGCGGCUGACCAGACGGAGGCCCUGUAUGUGGGUGACGCCAUCCUGUCGGUCAACAGCGCCGACCUGCGGGACGCCACACACGACGAGGCCGUGCAGGCCCUGAAGAAGACGGGCAAAGAAGUCAUCCUAGAGGUGAAAUACAUCAAGGAGAUGUCGGCCUUUUUUAAGAACACCUCCCCCGGCGCACCCUUACCCUGGGACUCCCCCCCUGCCACAUCACAGAAAGGCGCACACGCCCCUGCCGAGCUGAAGGAGGCCAGGACCAUAUCGCUGAAAAUGUGCCAGGUGACUAGGAAACAGUGCCCCCCGGACACAGAGAACAGGUACUUUGAGGUGAUCUCGUCCAGCAGAAAGAGCUCAGUGUUCCUGAGGGCCAAGGACCCCGUCAUGGCCCAGUCCUGGUACAACGCCAUCCAGGUAGGGGUCUUGGGCCUGGUUCCCCGCAUCAGGGAUGAGUUGAGGGCCAUGCAGGCGGACCUGGAGGUCAAACACAUGGGCUGGAUCACUGAACAGGCGACCCAGGGUCCAGAGAGACCGUUGCUAGCUCUGCUGACUGAGAGAGACCUACUGCUAUACCCCACCCUGCCUGACACUAAAGACAGCAUCAACAGCCCAGUCAAGAGCCACCCGCUCAUCACAACCAGACUGGUCCACUCGGGUCCGGGGAAGAGCUCUCCCCUGCUGGAUUCGGAGCUCUCCUUUGGGCUGCGCAUGGGCACCAAGCAGGGUGUAGAGACCCACGUGUUCCGGGUGAACUCGGCCAAGGAGCUUUCAACCUGGACCCACAUGUUGGUGGACGGCUGCCACAACGCCGCAGAGCUCAUCCAGGAAGUCACCACAGCCUGCAGCUGGAACGGGAAGGAGUGCAACCUGGGAGUUCACAUCAACGAGGGCUUUUCCCUGUUCACCGAGGAGAUGGGCAUCAGGAAGACGGUGCUCCUCCAGCAGCCCUUCGAGCGCCUGCGCAUGUCCUCCGACGACGGCGUGCGCAUGAUCUUCCUCGACUUUGGAGGGCCCGAGGCGGAGAUUCAACUGGACCUCCACUCCUGUCCCAAGACCAUGGUGUUCAUCAUCCACUCCUUCCUCUCCGCUAAGGUCAAGCGGCUAGGCUUGUUAGCAUGAUAACAUUUUAACCUCCCCACCCACCCUGAAAAACCACCGAACCACCCAUGCGUAUUUACACGCAGACACGACUAACGUUAGGAGGAUGUGACGUCACUGCAGAGGAUAUGAUGUCACGGCUCUGUUUCAAACCUCACCAAACUCUUACCAAGGGCCACCGUUGGUCAGAAUCAAAGUGGAAAGCGAGUGGAUUGAAGAUAUACUGUACAUGCAAUAAUGAUGCUUUCAAAGGUCCUUAUCAGUCGUAAGGGCAACAUCUGUCCUAAGAGGAUAUUAACUUACGAGAGCCAAACUUACACUUAUGACAGCCUACAUAGCACUGUUGCCAAGCUCAAGGGGCUAAAUGUUUGAAUUGUAUUUGAUUGUUUCAUGGGUCAUAGCAUGUCCAUUGUCAUAAGUGAUAAGUCAAUUGAUAUAACCUCUCACAAGUGGUUAUAACAGGCACCAUUGAUUUUACAACGGCUUCAAAAAAAGUUACACAAUUUAAAACUGUUACAUGCACUGUUGACUGAUCGUGUUGAACUAUUCAGAGGGUUUACUGUUUUGCCAUAACAUUUUUUGAGAAACAUUAUUUUAUGUCUGCUUUUAGAGCAGUUUUCCAAGUACUGAUUCAGAUACAUUUUGAGUGCAGCGAAAAACCUUUUGACUCUGCAUUUCUUUAGUAGGUUCAUAAAUGUUUCCCGUAACCAAUAUCAACAUGAAGAUAACUUAAAAUGUGCUUUCUGACAUAUUGGUUAACACCUAAAUCCAGACAUUUUAGAUACAGGCACCAAACGGAUUGUUGCCACUGUAAUUUCACUUAACAAAAAGCUCCACCCUCCAACUAACUGAAAUGACUUUAUGCAUAAGAUUACUAUGCAUUUAUAGAUACAGUAUAUACAGAAUUUGACGCGUUAUCAUUUCUGUCGAUGGAGUGCACACUACGACCCCUUUUUGAUUUAGGAAGUUGUCCCUCAAAACUAGAUCCUUUUCAGUUUGAGGAAAGAUCGAUGGAAUGGUUCUCCCAUAGGUAUAACCAGCCAUAUAGGUGUAUGUAACUGUAUAGUAUACGUAUAUGUAUGUAUUUGGCUCUGGGUAUAACAUUAUCAAUGAAUACAUUGAAAGUGUUUCCUAUUAAAAGAGUUAUCAGAGUAUAUGCUACAGGUACUGAGUUGUGUUAUAUUUAAACCUUUUUAAGUCCUUACAAAGCGAGUUGAAUACACAUUAUGUUCUCUUCUUAACAACUACAGCCAAAAUCGCUGAUGCAUUUGAAAGAUAUAGGCUUGUUGGGGACUCGUGAUGCAGUUUUUAUACAGUGUUAGUCCUUUUGUUAGGAGUGUGUAUUUACAGAAGUCAAACCAACUUAAAAUGAACAGAAAUGGGGUCUAUAGUUUACAUGACCAUGUAUGUGUUCAAUUACCCCCAUUUCUUUUGUGUCGACAGACUAUUCACUACCCGUGGCCUUCGCUCUACAAUGCUAAACAAACCUAUAUUAAUAUAUAUUUCAAACUAAAACUUGUUUGCUUUCAAUAAGAAACAUUUCUUGUAUAUUCUUAUUUAAACAAAAAGGUGUGCCUUGCAGGGUUGUUUGUAUAUAAAAGUGUAAUAAACUUUGAUUGUUAACUUUUA
Molecule: messenger RNA, 3211 nt
Organism: Oncorhynchus kisutch (coho salmon)
Lineage: Eukaryota; Metazoa; Chordata; Actinopteri; Salmoniformes; Salmonidae
Product: alpha-1-syntrophin-like
Exons: 8
Coding region: 146-1603 (485 amino acids)
Cellular component (GO): intracellular anatomical structure; dystrophin-associated glycoprotein complex; neuromuscular junction
Molecular function (GO): protein binding; structural molecule activity
Source: RefSeq, a predicted model, not a curated record